AUGGCAAACCUAGCGGCCCAGCUCGCGGCCGUGCUCCAGGCCUGCAUCAAGCGGAGCAGCGGCCCCAAGCCCAGCCGCGCCCACGCCAGGGCCGCGCACGCGCGCGUCCUCGCCGCCGGCCUCGGCGCCGACACCUUCCUCCUCAACCGCCUCGUCGAGCUCUACUCCCUCUCCGGCCUGCCAUGCCACGCGCUCCGCGCCUUCCGCGCGCUGCCCCACCCCAACGUCUACUCCUACAACGCCGCGAUCUCGGCGGCCUGCCGCGCGGGGGAUCUCGCCGCCGCCCGGGACCUGCUCGGCGGAAUGCCCGAACGGAACGCCGUCUCCUGGAACACCGUGAUCGCCGCCGUCGCGCGGUCGGGCUCGCCGGGGGACGCGCUGGGGAUGUACGAGGGGAUGCUGCAGGAGGGCCUCGCGCCGACGCACUUCACGCUCGCCAGCGUGCUGAGCGCGUGCGGCGCCGUGGCUGCGCUCGACGACGGGAGGCGCUGCCACGGGCUCGCCGUCAAGGUCGGGCUCGACGGGAACCAGUUCGUGGAGAACGCGCUCCUCGGCAUGUACACCAAGUGCGGGAGCGUCGAUGAUGCCGUCAGGCUGUUCGACGGGAUGGCUCGCCCAAACGAGGUGGCGUUCACGGCGAUGAUGGGCGGGCUGGCGCAGAGCGGGGCUGCGGACGAUGCGCUCAGGCUGUUUGCACGCAUGAGCAGAAGCGGGGUCCGUGUUGAUCCGGUGGCUGUCUCCAGUGUUCUCGGCGCGUGUGCACAGGCUUGCGCUGGUGAGUACAGCAUCGUUCGUGCAAUCAGGCUUGGACAGUCCAUUCACGCAUUGGUUGUCAGGAAAGGGUUUGGAUCAGACCAACACGUUGGAAACUCCUUGAUGGAUAUGUAUGCAAAGUGCAUGGAGGUGGACGAGGCCAUGAAAGUCUUCGAGUCAUUGCCCAGCGUCAGUAUCGUUUCUUGGAACAUCCUUAUAACUGGAUAUGGCCAGGUGGGCCUCUAUGCUAAGGCCAUGGAAGUGCUGGACCUCAUGCAAGAGUCAGGCUUUGAGCCCAAUGAGGUCACUUAUAGUAACAUGCUUGCUUCCUGUAUUAAGGCGAGGGAUGUUCCUUCUGCUCGUACAAUGUUUGAGAAGAUAUCAAAGCCAAGUGUGACUACUUGGAACACUCUGUUAUCUGGUUACUGCCAGGAGGAACUGCAUCAGGACACAAUUGAGUUGUUCAAGAGGAUGCAGCAUCAAAAAGUGCAGCCUGACAGGACAACCUUGGCUGUGAUCCUCAGUUCAUGCUCUAGAUUAGGAACUUUGGAACUGGGCAAGCAAGUGCACUCUGCUUCAGUAAGACUUUUGCUUCACAACGACAUGUUUGUUGCAAAUGGUCUGGUGGACAUGUAUUCAAAAUGCGGUCACGUUGGUUUUGCUCAGAUCAUUUUCAAUAGGAUGACACAGAGAGAUGUGGUAUGUUGGAAUUCCAUGAUAUCAGGUUUGGCUAUCCAUUCUUUGAAUGAAGAGGCCUUCGAUUUCUUCAAGCAGAUGCGAGAAAAUGGAAUGUUUCCCACAGAAUCCUCCUAUGCUAGUAUGAUAAACUCAUGUGCUAGAUUGUCAUCCAUACCUCAAGGUAGGCAGAUGCAUGCACAGGUUCUAAAAGAUGGCUAUGAUCAGAAUGUCUAUGUUGGCAGUGCCCUGAUCGACAUGUAUGCUAAAUGUGGCAACAUGGAUGAUGCACGCCUUUCCUUUAACUGCAUGAUUGUGAAGAACAUAGUGGCAUGGAAUGAGAUGAUACAUGGAUAUGCUCAGAAUGGUUUUGGAGAGAAAGCUAUAGAAUUGUUUGAGUACAUGCUAACUACAAAACAAAAACCAGACAGUGUGACGUUCAUUGCUGUGCUGACAGGAUGUAGUCACGCUGGGCUUGUUGAUGAAGCCAUUGCAUUGUUUAAUUCCAUGGAGAGCAAUUAUGGGAUAACACCACUAGUUGAGCAUUACACUUGCCUCAUAGAUGCACUGGGGCGGGCUGGUCGUUUUGUUGAAGUCGAGGCUGUAAUAGACAAAAUGCCAUACAAGGAUGAUCCUAUAGUGUGGGAAGUUCUACUAGCUGCCUGUGUGGUACAUCACAAUGCUGAAUUGGGAGAAUUGGCUGCAAAGCAUCUAUUCCGCCUUGAACCGAAGAAUCCAUCACCUUAUGUGCUUCUAUCAAACAUAUAUGCUUCCUUGGGCAGACAUGGCGAUGCAUCAGCUGUUAGGGCACUAAUGAGUAGUCGUGGUGUUGUGAAAGGUCGUGGAUACAGCUGGGUACAUCAAAAGGAUGGUGCUCGUGCCUUUAUGGUAGCUGAUGAUCUCGGAAAGAAUGUUGGACAAUCCACAAUGUUCAGUGAGAGUGAGGAUACUUCUGGGAUUGCAGAAGUGCACUGUGAUGAAACUUGUGCUGGCUGAUUCGGAAUCUGCUGCUGCUGCUGCUGCUAUAGCAUAUUCACUGACAUAUUAUGCCACUUUUAGCUGAAUCCAGCAGUCUCACUCUUGGUGCAAUUCUCUUGUGAGACUCAUGUUGCACUCUUGUUUUAGUUUAAUGCAGUACUGGGAACUGUGCAUGGUCUGAACGUUUGGGAGCAAAGUAUGGGAAUGGAAGGCAGGAAAUGCUUAUUGCAGAUGUGGUGUAAAGAUGACUACAUGCUUGAUUGCUCAGUUCAUUUCGCCAUAUGUUGUAAAGGGCGUGAUAAGCCAUGGCACGUGGAUGUUCAAAGCAAUUCCUAGCUCCAUGGCCCAUUAUAAGAGUAAGUUUAACUCUCUAAUGGUAGCAGACGUUGUCUUUUAAUUACAAAUGCACAUUUACUGAGAAAGACAAACAGACAGCUGUCUCUUUUC
Molecule: messenger RNA, 2853 nt
Organism: Panicum virgatum (switchgrass)
Lineage: Eukaryota; Viridiplantae; Streptophyta; Magnoliopsida; Poales; Poaceae
Product: pentatricopeptide repeat-containing protein At4g20770-like
Exons: 1
Coding region: 1-2424 (807 amino acids)
Biological process (GO): RNA modification
Molecular function (GO): protein binding; RNA binding
Source: RefSeq, a predicted model, not a curated record